AUGGCGUGUAUGGUGUGUGCGUGUCAAUGUCGAUGGUCAGGGCAUAACCAAGCAAGAGCCCGUCAAUGGAGGAGAGUUGGGCUGGGAACCAUCUGUGGAUACACACAACAUGCGAUGCUAUUCACGACACACCACCACCACCACCAUCUCCUUCUCCUCUGUUUUCACUUUGGGCUUUCUAGAUUGAGCGUUUCUUUCCCCCCGGUUCGAUGUUUUGGGAUCAGGGGCAAAUUUCUAGUUGGCAUUGAUGGCAAGACUGUAGAUGAGCAUACUUUGGUUUGGUUUGAUACCGGUCUGGAGGAAGCAGUUUGUUCUUGGUGGGUGCCCCGUCAGCCCUUGUUGUUCAAACCAGUUGGAGAGAGAGAGAUUUCACCUUCACACAAGCAGGCGAGUGCGGGUUGGAUGGUGGCAAUGAUGUUCGGAAACCGGAGUAUCGUAGUUUAUCGGACAUGGACCACAUUAGGACAAGAUAAUCAGUAUGUAUGUAGCGUAACAGAAGCAACAGCAGCAUAA
Molecule: messenger RNA, 513 nt
Organism: Colletotrichum paranaense
Lineage: Eukaryota; Fungi; Ascomycota; Sordariomycetes; Glomerellales; Glomerellaceae
Exons: 1
Coding region: 1-513 (170 amino acids)
Source: RefSeq, a predicted model, not a curated record